CAUACCUUUAAAUGUGCUACAUUAUGUAAUAACGUUUAAUAUUUUACAUUUUAAGUGAAAAUUCGUGUGGUUACUCAUGGAAUGUAUAUUAUUAUAGUUUAUCCACUACCGCUACCAUGACGAUUUAUGGUAGUUGAAAUGAACCAACAUGGAAACGGAGAGUAAUACUUUCUUGAAUCAGCUUCGGCUCAAACAUGAGAAUCACGCGAAUGUCUUGAAUCACGUCAGCCAUGAGAAUUCGGACGGCAUUAAAAUAAAAUUGCGAGCAUUGUUGGUAGCGCUUCUUGGGGUGUCCAUGUCGGCAUGCGCUUUCGCGUCCCAACCCGUCGAACUAGAGCUGGACGACGAUGAUGUCGCACAGAAACUUAACAACGUCAGCUUUGCUAGACGAAUUACUAAGCCUACAAUUCGACUAGUGAUGGGUUAUGGGAAACUUAGUGCGUUUGUCACCGCAACAACCUCAUUGCUUUUACUGGUGGCUGUAAUGUCUAAACAAUCUUGGUGGCGUCGUGGUGCUCGGUGGCUGGCUGCCCCAGCGCUGCUGGUUGCUGCAUUAGAGACUGCAUCGGAUGCCAGCGAUGCCAUGCUUGCAGCCGUGUUGCGUGGCUCCGCCGAGCCAGCGCGGGUCGCCGUACAAACUGCCGCCGCUGCUCUGCUCAUCACCGUCGAAAUACUAGUAUGGUAUUUUAUUGCGAAAUUUUUCGAGUAUAACCCUCCAGCGACAGCCGAGGAACGUGAGAAAGAGAAUCUAAUGAGAGCAAUGCCACAAUAAAUAAUGCCCUUACAGAAACAUAAAACUACAGAUCUAAUUUUGUACAA
This is a messenger RNA of Spodoptera litura, 819 nucleotides long. RefSeq lists its product as uncharacterized. The record is from RefSeq and is a predicted model, not a curated record. Lineage: Eukaryota; Metazoa; Arthropoda; Insecta; Lepidoptera; Noctuidae.